This is a messenger RNA of Cercospora beticola, 714 nucleotides long. Its product is annotated as glycoside hydrolase family 11 protein. The record is from RefSeq and is a predicted model, not a curated record. Gene Ontology annotation, molecular function: hydrolase activity, hydrolyzing O-glycosyl compounds. Lineage: Eukaryota; Fungi; Ascomycota; Dothideomycetes; Mycosphaerellales; Mycosphaerellaceae. Gene Ontology annotation, biological process: xylan catabolic process.
AUGCCUUCACUCUCCAACAUAGUUCUCGCGGCCUUUGCUGCCAUUGGUAGCUCAGCCAUGCCAUUCGACUCGGCCUUCGAUACCAACGAAAUCGUCAACGCCACAGAUGCCGAUGUUCCACUCCUCUUCAAGCGCCAAGGCAUCCCAUCAGGCACGGGAACCAACAAUGGCUGGUACUAUAGCUGGUGGAGUGACGGCAGCGGCAACCAUGUCUACAGCAACGGCGCCGGGGGCUCCUAUAGCGUCGAAUGGUCCGGCAAUGGAAACUUCGUUGGCGGCAAGGGAUAUCAGACUGGAUCUGCGAGAACCGUUUCCUUCGACGCAUCCUUCAACCCUCAGAACAACGGCAACGCUUACCUGACUGUUUACGGCUGGACUCGCAGCCCUUUGGUCGAGUACUACAUUCUCGAAAACAUUGGGGAAUAUAACCCUUGUGCCUCUUCCUCUCAACCAAAAGGUUCUGUGACCAUCGAUGGCUCUUCUUACCAACUCUGCCAGAAUACUCGCACAAAUGCUCCAUCGAUCGAUGGGACGCAGACGUUUCAGCAGUACAUUUCUGUCAGGCAAAGCAAGCGGUCAAGCGGAUCUGUGGAUGUUGGCGCGCAUUUUGAAGCAUGGGAGGCGGCAGGUCUGCAGUUGGGUGCCCAUGAUUAUCAGAUCUUCGCUACGGAAGGAUACAAUAGUGCUGGAAAUGCGGAGGUGACUGUCUCUUAG